AGCGGAGAGGAGGAGGAGGAGGAGGAAGGAGAGGUUGUGUCAGGUGGAAACUGGGACCUCUAUGGAUAUCACCAUCACCCUCCACCGGCACUGAACCUCAGCAUCUCCCGGCCGGCGGUCAGCGCUGCAGGCACGCAGCGCUCUUAACGUGCGCUAAGGCGCAGUUUUUGCACAGUGCACACCCCCCGCGGUGCUUCAGUAAUUACCCAAACCAGCCGCUUCCUCGUGUAAUAGGGACUAAUCGAGGGAAAACCCUGCUGGAAUAAAAGCGGAGCGUCAGUCUCCUCCAUUGAUAAACCGCGCUCCUCAUCGAUUCGAGCCAGCGACGUCUUGGUGGAGGAGGACGAAACCAAACCAAAAAACUGACACUGAGGCUAAAGGGCGUCGGGCGCGAUGGCUAAUGCCUCUCCAGACCUGGACAACGCGGAAGCCCAGCGCCAGCUUAACAACAACAACCGACCAAUCGGCUCUGGCUUCUGGGAGACAGAGUGUACCAGCUCCAAACUGUUCGAGUGCUCCCGCAUCAAGGCCCUGGCAGAUGAACGAGAUGCAGUGCAAAAGAAGACUUUUACAAAGUGGGUCAACUCUCAUUUAGCCAGGGUGUCCUGUCGCAUAUCUGACCUUUACAACGACCUGAGGGAUGGAUACAUGCUCACCAGACUGCUGGAGGUGCUCAGUGGAGAGCUGCUGCCGAGGCCCACACGAGGUCGAAUGCGGAUCCACUGCCUGGAGAACGUCGACAAAGCACUGCAGUUUCUUAAAGAGCAGAGGGUUCACCUGGAAAACGUCGGUUCCCAUGACAUUGUGGAUGGAAACCAUCGCCUUACCCUGGGCCUUAUCUGGACCAUCAUCCUUCGCUUUCAGAUCCAGGUGAUCAAAAUAGAGACGGAGGACAACAGAGAAACCCGCUCUGCCAAGGAUGCGCUGCUGCUUUGGUGCCAGAUGAAGACUGCAGGGUACUCUGAGGUCAACAUCCAGAACUUCACCACCUGCUGGAGGGACGGCCUUGCCUUCAACGCCCUAAUACAUAGACACAGACCUGAUCUAAUAGAGUUCCACAAGCUGACACGAUCCAAUGCAACCCACAACCUGCAGCAAGCCUUUAACAUCGCUGAGCAGCACCUGGGCCUCACGAAACUCCUGGACCCUGAGGAUGUGAACACCGAGAACCCAGAUGAAAAGUCCAUCAUUACAUACGUGGUUUCCUAUUACCACUACUUCUCUAAGAUGAAGGCUCUUAUUGUGGAGGGGAAGCGCGUUGGCAAGGUGCUAGACAACUGCAUUGAGGCAGAGAAGAUUGUUAACCGCUAUGACGCUCUGGCAUCUGAGCUCCUCGAGUGGAUAGAGAAGACCAUCGCGGUCAUCAGCAACCAGAAGUUUGCCAACUCGCUGACCGGAGUUCAGCAGCAGCUGCAGGCUUUCACCACCUACUGCACUAUAGAGAAGCCCAUAAAGUUUCAGGAGAAGGGUAAUCUCGAGGUCCUUCUCUUCACCAUCCAAAGCAAACUCAGAGCCAAUAACCAGAAACCCUAUGUGCCUAAUGAUGGGAAGCUCAUCUCAGACAUUAACAAGGCCUGGGAGAGAUUGGAGAAGGCAGAGCACGAGAGAGGUGUAGCUUUACGGAAGGAGCUGAUUCGCCAGGAGAAGCUUGAGCUGUUGGCUCAGCGCUUUGACCACAAAACCACCAUGAGGCAAGCCUGGCUCAAUGAGAAUCAGAGACUCGUAUCGCAGGACAAUUUUGGUUAUGACCUACCAGCAGUCGAGGCAGCGAUGAAGAAGCACGAAGCCAUCGAGGCAGACAUAGCCUCAUACGAGGAAAGAAUUGGCGUGGUUGUGGAACUCGCAGCAGAGAUGGAGGUGGAAGGAUACUACGAUAUCCGGCGUAUCUUGGCACGUAAAGAGAAUAUCCUGGGCCAGUGGAGUCUGCUGAAGGAGCUGGUGGCUGGGAGAAGGACCCGGCUGGAGAAGAAUCUGGCCUUGCAGAAGACCUUCCAGGACAUGGUGUACAUGAUUGACUGGAUGGAGGACAUGCAGGUCCAGCUGCUCUCGAGGGACUUUGGGAAACAUCUACUAGAGGUGGACGACCUGCUGCAGAAGCACGGCCUGCAGGAGGCCGAUAUUACUGUGCAGGCUGAGAGAGUAGAGACGCUCAACACUGCUGCACUCAAGUUCACCACAAUAGAGGGUUACCAACCAUGUGACCCACAGGUGAUCUGUAACCGUGUCAACCAUGUCUCUUCCUGUCUGGAGGAGCUGAAACACCUGGCAACUAAAAGACGUGCUGAGCUCGAGGAGUCAAGGAAACUGUGGGCCUUCUUUCAGGAGCUGGAAGAGUCGGAGGCCUGGAUCAGAGAGAAAAGCUCCAUCCUGGGAGCUCAGGGCUACGGGAAGGACCUGAGCAGUGUGCUGAGGUUACUGCAACAGCACAAGACUCUGGCUGGGGAACUGCUGGCUCACCGCUCACUGCUGCAGAACACCAUGAAGCGAGGGAAGCAGAUUCUGAGUGAGAAGAGCUUUGGCACAGCGGGGAUCCAGGAGCGCAUCAUGGAGGUUAAAGGCGAGUGGAAGAGGCUGGAGGACCAGGCUGCGCAGCAUCUCAGCCACCUGCAGGAGGCGCUCAACUUCUUCCAGUUCUCCACAGAGACGGACGACGUCGUGGCCUGGCUGCAGGACGCUUACCGCCUGGUGUCCAGUGAAGACUUUGGACACGAUGAGUACUCCACUCAAUCGCUGCUAAAGAAACACAGAGGGGUCAGUGAAGCCAUUGACAAACAUCGUUUGCAUGUAGUGGCACUGCGCAAACACAUGGUGGCGCUGCCCCUGCGGUACCGUGAACAGGAGGAGGUGCAGGUUCGUAUGGGAGAGGUGGAGCAGCUGUACACAGAGGUUGCUGAAAUCGCAGUGCUCAGACAGCAGUGGCUUCACGACGCCCUCGCUGUGUACCGCAUGUUCAGCGAGGUCAACGCCUGCGAGCUGUGGAUUGACGAGAAGGAGCAGUGGCUGGAAAGGAUGGAGAUCCCAGAAAAACUGGAGGAUGUGGAUGUCGUGGCACACAGAUUUGAGAGCCUGGACCAGGAGAUGAACAGCCUGAUGGGAAGGAUCCUGGAUGUUAAUCAGAUAGUUCAGCAGCUCCUGGAUGGAGGUCAUCCAUCUUCUACAGAGGUCAGAGGUUGUCAGGACCACCUCAACUCUAGGUGGAACAGCAUCGUGGAGCUGGUCGAGCAGAAGAAAGAUCAACUGGACUCGAUGUUACGUCUGCAGAACUACCUGCUGGAGUGUGCCGAGAUCAAGUCCCAGAUCCAGGACAAGAGAAAAGCCAUUGACGCCACCCAGUAUGUGGGCAGUGAUUUGGGAGGGGUCCUCGCCCUGCAGAGACGCCUCUCUACUAUGGAGGGAGCCCUGUCUGUUCUGGAGCCCAAACUACUGCACUUACAGGAAGAGGCAGAGCAUCUGGCCACUGCUCACCCGGUUCGGGCAAUGGAGGUUCUUGUGCAGUUUGAUGGCAUCAGUGUGGAGUGGGAGGAGCUCAAACGGACCCUGCAGGGAUGUGAGGACUCACUGAUGGUGGCUAGCAGGCUGCAGAGCUUCAUACAGGACCUGGACUCAUUCCUCACCUGGUUGGUCCAGACGCAGACCGCCGCUGCCUCAGAGCAGCUGCCCAACAAUCUGGAGGAGGCAGAGAAGCUCAUCAACGAGCACGCUGCUCUCAAGGAAGAGAUUGGACGGUACGAAGAGGACUACGAGCGCCUGCAAGCCAUGAAUGAGCUCCUGGAGUCCGAGGAGGCUCCUCUCCCACAGGCCGCCCUGCAGCAGUGGCUCCAGAAACUCGAUGUCGGCUGGAACAAGCUGCUGGAGAUGUGGGAAAGCAGGAGAGAAGUUCUGGUCCAGGCUCACAUUUUCCAUCUAUUCCUGCGUGACGUCAAACAGGCCGAAUCCUUCCUCAACAACCAGGAGUCUGCGCUCGCUCACGUGGAGCUGCCCACCACAGUGGAAACAGUGGAAGCGGCUAUAAAGAAACACAAGGACUUCACCACCACCAUGGAGCUGAACCUGCACAGGAUCAAAGCUGUGAUCGAGGCAGGAGAAAGUCUGAUCAGCCAGAACAACAUCUACUCUGAACGCAUUAAGGAGCGCAUCGACACUCUUGCCAACAGGGGAAACAAGAACAGAGGGCUGGCCCAGCAGUGGCUGGAAAAACUGAAUGACCAGUGGGAACUUCAGAGGUUUCUCCAGGACUGUCAUGAGCUGGGGGAUUGGGUGUAUGAGAAGAUGCUAAUGGCGAGGGACAGCAGUCGAGACGAGACCCAGAAGCUUCAUAAGAAAUGGCUGAAGCACCAGGCUUUUAUGGCCGAGUUGGCCCAGAAUAAGGAAUGGCUGGACAAAAUUGAAAAGGAGGGCCAGCAACUGAUCCAGGAGAAGCCGGAGCUCAGCCCGGUGGUGCGGAAGAAGCUGGAGGAGAUCAGGGAGUGCUGGCAGGAUCUGGAGAGCACCACUCAGGCAAAAGCCCGCCAGCUUUUUGAAGCCAACAAGGCCGACCUGCUGGUGCAGAGUUACGAAAGCCUCGACCAGAGACUGGGCCAGCUCGAGGGUCAACUGGCCUACGUCGACCAGGGACAGGACCUCACCACCGUCAACAAGCAGCUCAAAAAACUGCAUACCCUGGAGACCCAGAUGGAGGAAUGGUAUAAGGAGGUAGGGCAGCUUCAGGUGCAGGCAUCCUCCAUCCCGCAGCAGACGCAGGUCAAGGAGACGGUUGCAGAGCGACAGGCCGCCGUGGAGGCCAGGAUGGUGCGUUUGAUCGAGCCGCUGAAGGAGAGGCGACGCAUCCUGCUGGCGUCCAAGGAAGUUCAUCAAGUUGGGCGAGACCUGGAGGAUGAGAUUUUGUGGGUCCAGGAACGCCUCCCGAUGGCCAUGUCUCAGGAGCACGGCUCUACUCUGCAGGCUGUGCAGCAGCUAAUGAAGAAGAACCAGAAUCUUCAGAGGGAGCUGCAGAGCCACAGGAGCAGAAUUGAUGAUGUCCUGGAGAGGGCGGGGAUCAUUGGCUCCAUACGCAGCCCUGAGGCAGACUGCAUCAGGGCAGGUCACGACCAGCUGUCCCAGCUGUGGGCUCUGCUUUGGGCCGAGACUGAGAGGAGGCAGCUGGUCCUGGAUGCCAUGUACCAGGCCCAGCAGUACUACUUCGAUACAGCCGAGGUCGAGGCCUGGCUGAGUGAGCAGGAGUUGCACAUGAUGAAUGAGGAGAAGGGAAAGGAUGAGCAGAGCACGCUGCAGCUGCUGAAGAAGCAUUUGGUCCUAGAACAGACCAUCGAAGACUACGCUGAGACCAUCGGCCUGCUUUCACAGCAGUGCCGGCAGCUGCUGGAGAUGGGACAUCCAGACUGCGAACAGAUCAGCAAGCGUCAGUCACAGAUAGACCGUCUGUACGUGUCUCUGAAGGACCUGGUGGAGGAGAGGAAGAGCCGUCUGGAGCAGCAGUACUGGCUGUACCAGCUCAACAGGGAGGUGGAUGAGUUGGAGCAGUGGAUCGCUCAGAGGGAGGUGGUCGCCAGCUCGCCUGAACUGGGUCAAGACUAUGAGCAUGUCACAGUCCUACAGGAGAAGUUUACAGAGUUUGCGUCAGAAACGGGCAGCGUGGGCCAGGAGCGAGUGACAGCCGUCAAUCAGAUGGUGGAUGAGCUCAUCGACUACGGCCACUCAGAAGCAGCCACCAUCGCCGAAUGGAAGGACGGAGUGAACGAAGCCUGGGCCGACCUGCUGGAGCUCAUGGAGACCCGCGGUCAGAUGCUCGCUGCUUCACACCAGCUGCACAAAUUCUUCUUCGACUGCAGAGAGGUUUUAGCCCAGAUUGAUGACAAACAUCGAAGGUUGCCAGAGGUUCGGGCUCGGCAGGGCAGCACUUCCAACACCAGCACCCUGCAGAGACUCCUGCACACCUUCGAGCAGGACAUUCAGCUGCUUGUCACACAGGUGCGUCAGCUGCAAGAGAGCGCAGCCCAGCUGAGGACGGUGUACGCUGGCGAGAAGGCCGAAGCCAUCGCGUGCCGUGAGCACGAAGUGAUGCAGUGCUGGAAAGAGCUGCUAACAUCCUGCGAAGAGUGUCGGGUGCAGAUCACCACAGAGACUGACAAGCUGAGGUUCUUCGGCAUGGUCCGAGAUCAGAUCAUGUGGAUGGACUCGAUCAUCUGUCAGAUAGGGACAGGAGAGAAGCCCAGGGACGUGUCCUCAGUAGAGGUGCUGAUGAACUAUCACCAGAGUCUUAAGAGUGAAGUAGAGGCUCGCAGUCAGAGCAUCCUGGAGUGUAUUGAGAUGGGAAAAACCCUGCUGGCGGCUAGAAACCCUGCAGCUGAAGAGAUCAAAGAGAAGCUGGACAAAGUGAUCGCUAAGGAGCGUGAGCUGUCUGAGAAGUGGGACAAGCACUGGGAAGUCCUGCAGCAAUUGUUGGAGGUUCAUCAGUUUGCCCAGGAGGCGGUGGUGGCAGAGGCAUGGCUGACUGCUCAGGAGCCGUUUAUCAACAGCAACGAGCUUGGAGGGAGCGUAGAUGAGGUGGAACAGCUGAUUCGUCGACAUGAAGCCUUCCGCAAAGCAGCUGCCACCUGGGAAGAGCGAUUCAGCUCCCUGCGGCGGCUCACCACGGUAGAAAAGCUAAAAGCAGAGCAAAGUAAACUGCCCCCAACUCCCCUCCUGGGUCGUAAAGUCUUCCUGGAUCCCCAAGAUGCCUCACAUAGUCCACCCACUCUCCCCCGCCUCCCAGUCUCCCCCGUCAUGAGGCAGACUAUAUAUGAACAGAACGAAGCCAGCUCUCCUCCAUCUCCCUCGCCGGCCACCCCAACACCUUCUCCGUCAUCUGCAGCUCGGCGCCUGGGAUCAACAGUCGCCAACUACACCCCUGUGAUGAACGGCUCCAGCUACCGAAACACUCUGGAUGUCCGGGAUGGAGGCGUAGUGGGUGUGGCUGCAGGUCUAGGCCGCCCGGCUGCAUCCUCGAUUGCAUCUAUAGCCACAGCAGCGAUGCUAGUGUCAGCCAACCAGGCACGAGAAAGUGCCAGCACAGCAAGGGAACAGACAGCAAAGGUGAUGAGUCACCUGCAUCCGGCACAAGCGGCGAGGGAAAUUGAGGCAAAAUCCUCCCCGUAUCUCCGGCAACCCAAAAUCAAACACUUAGAUGAUGCUGUGACGCCUCUGAUUGUGGCCAGCCGGCUGGAGAAGGCAAGAGAGCGGGGGAGGGAGAGAGAUAUGAUGAUGGGGACAGAGAGAGCAGAGGUAGCAGUGAUGGCCGAGGUGGUGCUUCAGGAGCCGAGCCGGGAGCGUCUGCACAGCGAGCCCACCAGAGGGCCUCGAGGAUCCAGGACUGACCCUUUGGGCCACGCUGAGCCUCAGGGCCAGACACACACUUAUCACCACAGGAUAGAACGGCAGCUGUCCAGCGAGCAGCUAAUCCAGGCGCGCAGGGAUGAGCUGCCUCAAGAGGUGUGGAGGGAACAGGCUGAGAGGCGGGAGAGACGGACGUUGGAGAGGCAAACUUCCAGCGAACAAGAAGGUCACGGGGGCCACGAGGGCCGGCGGAGAGAGAGGGACAGGCACCGGCUGGAGAGACAGGAAUCCAGUGAGCACGACACAGGGAAGGAGCAAUCAGACAGACGCUCAGCAGGAGGAGACAAGAGGUCCACCAUGGCAGAGAUCGUAGAGCAGCUACAAGAAAGAGAAGCAGCGCAGGCCCGCGGUGAGGUGCCCCGACUGCCUAAUGGGAUACCAGAAAAGUCUUCCCGUCCCGACCGCCCUCGAGCUCGGGACAGACCCAAACCACGACGCCGGCCACGACCCAAAGAGCCCGGGGAAACGACGCGGCGGUCCAGAUCUGCACCAGCCCAGAGCAGCCCGAUCGUCCCCCAACCGCCCACACAUACGGCACACCACGAGGGCUUCCUUUUCCGCAAGCUGGACAUUGAGAGCCUGAAGAAGAGCACCAAUAGCAGAUCAUGGGUCAACCUGUACUGCGUGCUGAAUAAAGGGGAGCUGGGUUUCUACAAGGACGCCAAGAACACCACGACGCCCUACAACAACGAGCCGCUGCUCAACCUCUCCCACUGCCACUGCGACGUCACCAAUGGCUACAAGAAGAAGAAGAACGUCUUCACGCUCAAAACGAAGGACGGCAGCGAGUUUUUGUUUCAUGCAAAAGAUGAGGACGACCUCAAAACGUGGGUGACUAAUAUCACCGCCAGUAUUUCAGAGCACGAGGAGAUUGCCAAAUGGGGUCAGCCCCAACCAACUACCUCAUCCACCGACGAGGGCACGCGCCGCGACGGGAGCAAGGUGGACAACAGGUCAGAGCGCGGUGGCGAGCGUUCGGACCGGGGUGACCGAAUCGAGCGUGCUGAGAAGGAGAAGGAACGGGACAGAGAGAAGGAGAAGGAGAGGGAUAAAGAGAAGGAGAGGGAGAGGGGCGAACGGUCGGAGAGGUCAGAACGGGCUGGGAAGUCGGACGCAAAACGAUCAGAAAAGUCCAGUAAGAAAAAAUGAGCUUGGACGGGAGCUGGGAUUGAAGCUCACAGUAUGAACUCUGGCUGGGAGGCGGGGCCAUAAACUGGUUGCGAACGCCCCCCUCCUCCUCUUCGCCUCCAACACUGUCAACAGAGCAGUCGUGUUUGGAUGGAAAUCGAAGGUUUGACCCGGGCUCACUCAUAGGACAGACGGGACGGAUUUGAUUUGGAGCAGGAGACACCUCCCUCGCUCUCCCCCUCUAUCUCUCUCUCUCUCUCUUCUGUGUCUCUGUGAGAACGCACAGAGUCACCGACGCCCCCUGGCGGCUGUUUCGGAGAACUGCCUGAGAGCAGGGUGGCGUUUUGUGCUGCGGAGCCCCGGGCAGCGUCGCCGCGAGAGAGAGACGGGACGCGCAUCACGGUCAACGGGAAGGCUGUUAGGCUGACGGCUGGUAGAGCGAUAAAACGUAGCUCAUGCUGUUCCAUGUUUGUUUUUUCUAUGAGACGAGCUCCGUCUGUAUGUAUUUCUCGUCUGUGUGUCCUAUUUACUGUAUAUAUCUGUCUGUAAGUCGAGACAUCCUACACUACGUCUUAUUACUCCUUGGAAAUACAAACAGAAUGAAAUUAUGCCAAAAUGUUUUACAGACCUUCUUUUACUUUCUCCGCUGUAUCCCAUCUGUCUGGAGGUCUGGCCAUGAAAACAUGUAGAAAUUCUAAUAGUUUUACUUGGAUAACAAACUGCACUGUAAACACACGCGUGCACUUGCCCUGGAUGAGUCAGCACUGAUCUCCAGGUUUGUGCUGACUCUGUUUAAGAGAAGAGAAGAGUAGACGUCGGUCUUCAGAACUUUGUUACGCACACAAAAAACAAGAAGAAAUGUAUCAAAUCAAGAUCCCAGGGCAUACACAGCAGUUUCCCUUCCCUUGGGUAGGAUUUUAUUUUAGCAUUAUAGAUUUUCUAGUGAGCAGUAGGUGGUCAGAAGAAAUAAAAAGUCUUGUUCCCAGGGGCCUCAUUCAUUAAAACGAUUUUAAAAGUGGACCUCUUGUAGUUUUAUUUAUAUUCUGUCAUAUAUAGACUUUUACAGUGGUAGAUAAAUGCUCAUAUUAAACACGGGGCAGGUGGGUAUUCCUAGUAUGAUCAUUGGCCUUACCAGGUGGUGGUUUAAGUUUAAGAGGUCCACUUAAAUUAAUGAAUAAAAUAGGAAAAAAUCUUUAUUUUUGAUAUUUCUAAUAAAAAUGAAACCAUUCAUUGUCAUCUGCUUGUUUUACCAUCUAGAUCAGUUUUUCAUGAUUUGGUCAUAAGCACAAAAUCUGCAUGUUUUUAAUGAAUGAGGCCUUCAGGGAUGAAAACAGGCCUCAUCUACUCUUUUAUUCUCUUACAACAUCAAACUACUGGAUAUUCUCUUUGAUUUAUUAUACAUACAAAUUUGUUUUUAUACAGAGUUUAAAACAAAAUCUUGUGUGUGUGUGUGUGUGUGUGUGUGUGUGUGUGUGUGUGUGUGUGUGUGUGUGUGUGUGUGUGUGUGUGUGUGCGCGCGCUGCUGCUCUCCGCUCCCAGGGUCUCCAUAGCUCUCAGGUUAUUUGUGUUGGUGUGUGCUUCACACUCGUCAGUACGUUCAUCCCCUCAGAUGCCGCCUCAGUCUUCCGGAUACAAUACGUCCCAUUCACAACACACAUCUACACACACCCCAUUCACACAUUUGUACUUCUAUCUUUGUGAUGCUACAUUCCCUCACCCCUUAAUUUAACCCUGAUUCUGAACCUUCAAAUAAACCUUUCAGAGCGUCUUUCAAAUUCAGGUCCUGGAAAUAUGUCCUCGCUCACAAAGAUAGACUUACAUCUUCACACGCACACAUAAAACCCAUCAGGCUGAAAAUGUUAGAGGUUAUAAACGAGUCUUAAAAGUCAUCAGGUGGAAAUGACUGAAGCGAUCAAUUAAAAAAGCGAAUGAGCUGACACGGCACUGACAAAAUAUUUCAUAAGUGAGAGAUUGCAUGCUUUUCUUGGAGAGAAAUCACUCGUCUAAAGAAGCUCGUCUUUGCAGUUUAGCAUCCUUGUUACAAGUAUAUGUUUCAUUUCAUGGUAACGCACCACAAUGCCAUAAACAGCAGGAAAUGAGAAUCAUCACGGUUUGGUUUAUCUGGUAAAUGCAGCUUUGUGAGGCACCAGCGGUGGAUGGUGGCAUUAAUUUCCUGCCCCGUUAGAUGCAUGCGGGCCAGACUGCAUUUAAACUUCUUUUAAAGUGCGUUAUUGUCACCGCUGCUGUAUGAAAACUCAUUCCAGCUCUCGUGUUUCUGAUGCUCUCUGUUAAAGUUCAGCUGAAAUGCAUUUGCAUAAUUGUUAUUUUAUUUUUAAUAAUUAAUUAUUUGCAGCUCCUGUACUGCAUGUGAAACAGAAAGCUAGAUAAAAUAGAAAGGCCUCAUUCGUAGGGCACACGUCCAAGUUAGUUUCUUGGAGCAUUAGCUCCUGAUGCUCCCUGAUGCUGUGGGCACAGUUUCAGGAUAUGUGGUGCAUUUUAACCCACACCUGUGGCCUAGAACCAAUCAAACUAUGACUUCUAAAGUGGAAAUGAUGCAAGAGAAAAUAAAAAUUAAAAAAAAUCCCCGCAGCCACAGUGGAGAACAGGAAACACAAGCGCUUGUGUUCAGCCAUCGAGAUAAUGCUUAUGUUUAUCUUCUGUUUGCCAGCGGCAGCCAUUCAAAAGAAAUCAGGACUAAAGAGAGCAUGGCCUUUUAGGGAGAAGAGCUACAACAGCUUAUUUCAGACAGAAGAUAAACUAAGGGGCUCCACCGGGGCUCGGUAUAAAUGUAAAUCAUGCAAAGCUACGCUGUUAGAGUCCAAGAGUAAAACUAUGGAGCUGAAAAUGAGCUUAACAGGUUGUCUUUUUUAAGGUGUUUUCUCUUUUUGAUUAAAUUUUUUGGUCAGUGCACAGUUGCUUCACAGAGCUUCGAAUGCAGCCUUUUGGUGUUUUUACUUUUCAAAACACCGUCUGCCCAUGGACUUUACCUGCUCUCUCACCUUUCUGCUGCAUGUCACAGAGUCUGCCAGCUCAUCAAAGACGCAUCACUCCAAUACUUACAUUUUUAAAAUCAUAGACCAGGUUAUUUUUUAACUCAAACAUGAAGGACUUCACAUAACUUCAGUAAUAUUUUACAAGAAAACAUUUACAUUUAUUUGUAAGAAGGCUGUAAAGCCCAAGAAUCCAGCUCGUGUCUAUAUUUGCUAGGAUAGAGUUCAUAUUUAAGGCUUGUUAAAGAUAUGGUUAUCGGUCAGCUGAUUGUGUUGGGUCUUAUUUAUUUAUUUAUUUAUUUACUUUAGGUUUUCAUUGCUGGAUUUUAAAUUCCCUCCUGACCUACAGACCUCGUUUCUGUUUCUCAUAAAAUUUGUCUUUAGAACUUGUAAUUUAUUUCAUGAGAAUGCCACAUGAGUGCAAUCAUUUGCAUGCAUGUCAGACACAACAAACACACCAAGAGUGAAAAGAGUUCCAUGUUUAAAGUGACACCGAGCCAGCUGGCUGACUGAUUAUGAAUCCAGCAUCAUAAUAAACCUCCAUGAUUUGUUUCUGCUGAUACACACAGAACAGAUCGCGCAGGGUACAGCUGAACCAAUAACAAGUCAAAUAACUUUACACUUUAGAGAGCAGAAACAUUUAGAUAAUAUAUGAAAGGUAAACAUUGGGACAAAUGAAAGCUCGACGGUUUGGGCGUGUGUGCCGAUACCCUGCCCGUCUGUCUGUUGUGCUCACAUCAGCCUCAUUCUGUCGGCAGACGCGAAGUAAUAAAUAAAAAUACCUUUUGGUUUGUUGUUAAUGUA
This is a messenger RNA of Maylandia zebra (zebra mbuna), 12293 nucleotides long. RefSeq names its product spectrin, beta, non-erythrocytic 4b (gene sptbn4b). The record is from RefSeq and is a predicted model, not a curated record. Gene Ontology annotation, molecular function: actin binding; structural constituent of cytoskeleton; phospholipid binding. Lineage: Eukaryota; Metazoa; Chordata; Actinopteri; Cichliformes; Cichlidae. Gene Ontology annotation, cellular component: spectrin.